This is a messenger RNA of Oryzias melastigma (Indian medaka), 920 nucleotides long. RefSeq names its product mast cell protease 8. Gene Ontology annotation, biological process: proteolysis. The transcript is spliced from 5 exons. Bases 67 to 810 code for a protein of 247 amino acids. The record is from RefSeq and is a predicted model, not a curated record. Lineage: Eukaryota; Metazoa; Chordata; Actinopteri; Beloniformes; Adrianichthyidae. Gene Ontology annotation, molecular function: serine-type endopeptidase activity.
AAAAGCUGCAGGUCUGAACUGAAAUGUUGACUGUGACUCAGACCUGUAACUCCAUCAGAAACAAUCAUGUCUUUCCUCGGUCAACUGGCUGUGGUGACAGUUGUGUUGGCUUUUUAUGGCCAAGCCAAUGGAGGUAAAAUCAUUGGAGGUCACGUAGCAAAGCCUCACAGCAGGCCUUACAUGGCCCUUCUGAAGAGAAACGCAUCACAAAACCAAGUCUUGUUCUGUGAUGGAUUCCUUUUAAAUGAAGAUUUUGUCAUGACUGCAGCCCACUGUCAGGCCGAGUUUAUAACAGUUCUUCUUGGUCUUCAUAAUGUGAAUGAUAAGGUAAAUGUGCAGGAGAUCCCUGUGAAAGAAGCGUUUCCAAGCAAACAUUACAACACAAAGGGAUUUGUGAACGAUCUAAUGAUCCUGAAGUUGAGCUCCAAGGCACAGAUCAACGACUAUGUCAAACCCAUCGCUCUGGCAGACCACAGUAGUCCAGUGCCACAACACUGCGUGGUCUCUGGCUGGGGAAAAACCAGCAUGAAUGAUGCAUUCUUGUCUAGAAACCUGAUGGAAGUAGAAGUAACUUUGAUCAGGGGUGAAAAUUGUCCAAACGAACAGUCCUUCUGUUCUGAGGGACAGGCUGGUCCAGCUCCUGGGGACUCUGGAAGCCCAUUGGUCUGUGAGGGUGACGUGGCGUACGGGGUAGUCUCCACCCUUUUCUCUCCACCUUCAGGAGGCAAAAAGCUUUAUGUGUUUGCGAAGAUCUCUGAUCAGAAACAAUGGAUCACUUCAGCCAUGGAAAAGUCUCUAAUCAAAAACUAAGGUUUUUUUUACGAUAUGUUUGUUCAAAAUGGAACUGACCCUUUAACACCGAAGCUUCAAACUUUUUAGGAACUCGGAAUUUUAUUUAAGGUUUUAACACAGGAGCUUUA